AUGGGGAAUGCUAUAAAGGAAAGUUUGGUAAAGGCUCCAACAGGGGGGGGACUAGUUGUCUCAUCUUUGGGGGUUCAAGGGGAGAGGCAGGAGCAGCAGCAGCAGCAGCAGCAGCAGCAGCAGCAGCAGCAGCAGCAGCAGCAGCAGCAGCAGCAGCAGCAGCAGCAGCAGCAGCAGCAGCAGCAGCAGCAGCAGCAGCAGCAGCAGCAGCAGCAGCAGCGGCGGCGGCAAGAGCAGGAAGCGGUGGGAAAAGAGAAAGGAGGCGGAGGGAUGGAGAACGGGGAGCAGGGACGAACAGAGAGGAGGGAGGGAUGGAAGGAUGUGCAAUUGGUGCAGCAGCUGAAAGAGCAAACGCAGCAGCAACAGCAGCAGCAGCAGCGGCAGCAGCAGCAAGAAUCAAACGUCUCUCAGUUGAAGGAGCAGCAGCAGGCAGGGGCAGGGAAGUCCCAGCCGAUUCACACCUGGCCUGAGGAACUACCAUUCCCCCUCCCCCAGUUCUCCCUUCCCCAGUUCCACCUCCCUCAACUGCCCCUUCCCCAGCUCCUUUCCCGCCCCCCUCCUCCAGGCCUCUCCCUUCCCCCUCAUGCUUCCCCCGCUCCCCCUGGUGCCCCUUCUCCUCCCCCUGGUGCUCCCCCGGUUCCCCCUCGUGCUUCCCCCGCUCCCCCUGGUACCCCCCCUCCCCCUUCCGCCCCCGCCCCCCUCGGUUUCCCCCUUGACGCAGCCACGGCUGCUACCGUGCAGCAUGCAGCGAUUACUGUAGCGGAUCAGAUCCCCAAAGAUUCGAUUCUGUGGGCGGCUGUGGCAGAGCAGAAGGUUGGGAUUCUGGAGAGAGCACUAGAGGAGACAAAGGAGCGUGCUGUUGCCAUGAUGGAUCGAUUGAGAUUGAAUGCAGAGGCUAAGCACAAGGCGAUGGAGCGAGAGCUAGAGGAGGAGCGGAGCCAAGUGGGGGAACUGCAAUCACUCUCCCCUUCCCCUCGCUUUCGAUCCUCACCCUUCAUUCCCGUUCCUUCCCUCUGUCCCUCCAACAGCACAAGGCAAUGGAGCAAGAGUUGGGGAGGAGAGGAGGCGAGUGGAAGAGCUGCAGUCGCUCUCCGAUCCCACAUGCUCUCGCAUCUCACUCCUCUCACUUCCUCACUUUCCUCUCUAACCUCUCUCCCUCCCCACCAGCACAAGGCAAUGGAGAGAGAGCUGGAGGAGGAGAGGCGGCGAGUGGAGGAACUGCAGUCACUCUCCCCUUCCCCUCGCUUUCUAACCUCACCCCUCACUCCCGCUGCAGUAGCAGCACUAGGAGCACCAGGAGCACCAGGAGCAGCAGCAGCAGCAGCAGCAGCAGCAGCAGCAGCAGCAGCAGCAGCAGCAGCAGCACCGUCUGGGGGUCUGUUGCACACGCCUCCUCUGCGCUCGCUAAGCUCUGGCCUCCUGGGAAUCAGUCUAGGGCUCACUAGCCCUACUCUUGGUGCCAGGGGAAGGGGGGUGGCAGGCGAGGGGUUGAGAGGACAAGGAGCAGGAGUAGCAGGAGGGGCAGGAGGGGUGGCAGGAACAGGAGGAGGGGGUGCUGCUGCUGCUGCUGCUGCUGCUGCUGGUGAAACGCCCCCUGUUACCCCCCUACUGGGUCCGUCGGGUGGGAGGGACGGGAUGGGAGGUUCAGGCUUGGGAGGAGGGCUAGGUUUGGGAGCGGCAGGGCUGGGAAGUGGGUUAGGUUUGGGCACAGCAGGGUUGGGAGGAGGAGGCGGGGGAGGAGGAGUGAGGGCAAUCUCACUUUCCCCUGCUGUGGGAUUCGGCCUCCACCACCUCUUGUCUCCCCGUCGAGCACCUGAUUCUCCUGCCGGUGCUGCCGGUGCUGCCGGUGGUGCUGCCGGUGGUGCUGCCGGUGCGGCCGGUGCUGCUGGUGCUGCCAGUGGUGCUGCCGGUGGUCCGGGAGCAGGAGGAGGAAGGUUCCAGGCAGCAGGAGAGGAAGGGGGGGUGGUGGAGGUAGCAGCAGAGGCAGCGCUUUCAGGGGCGAGGGAAAGCCGGGCAGACAAUUGGCAGGCUGGUGGUGAUGGCAGUCCUCACCUGCAGACGCAGCAACUGCUUGGGAUUCACAAUUUCCCGGUGGUGCAGGGGCAGCAGCAGCUGAGUAGCAGCAGCUUUCGGGUUCCGGGCCAGCAGGUCGCAAGGAUUUUCUUGGAAGGUUCUCAGGCGGAUCAGUUGGCGGCCCCGGUUUCAGCAAGGGACGCUGGUGGGAGCGAGCGAGAGUGGCUGCAAGAAGGGGAGGAGCGGGUGGAGGAGGGUGGGAAGGAGGGGGCUGGUGCGUUGAGAAGGGAUGGGGCAUCAAAGCAGGCUGGAUUUGGUGCUUUUGCUGCUGCUGCUGGUGCUCCUGGUGCUGCUGGCAGUGCUGCUGCUGCUGGUGCAUCUGCUGGUGGUGGGGGGAUUGGGGGUGGCGGGUUUGGUGCUGCUCUUUCCCUAGGCCUAGGGCCACCAGAGGUUAGGAGACCAGGAGAGACAGCUGAUGACCCUAGACCAGCUGACUCUGCUACACCAGCCUCAGUUGAGCCUUCGGCUGUAGCAGCACCAGCUGUAGCAGGAGCAGGCUUGGGGAGGACAAGCAUAGGAGCAGGCACACCUGGGAAGGUGAAGCCCGGAGGAGGUGUAUCUGCGAAGGUGAAGGUAGGUAAGGCUGGGGGGGAAGGGAGGGAGGGAAAGGAGGGAGAGGAGCAAGAGGCAGCUUCCAAGAAAGUGGUGAAAACGGUUAAGGGAGAAAAGAAGGGAAAGGGAGAGAAGGGGAAGGGAGAGGCGGGUCUGAAGGGAGGGAAGAAGGGGGUUGGGGCGGAGGAGGCUAGGGGCAAGGGUAAUGCUUCUGGUGCCGGUACUGGCGCUGCUCCUGCAGAAGCAGCAGGAGGAGGAGGAGCAGGAGUAGCAGCAGCAGCAGCAGCAGGAGGAAGAGGAGGAGGAGGAGGAGGAGGAGGAGGAGGAGGAGGAGGAGGAGGAGGAGGAGGAGGAGGAGGAGGAGGAGGAGGAGGAGGAGGAGGAGGAGGAGGAGGAGGAGGGAUAGCAGCAGAAGAAGCAGCAGCAGCAGGAGCAGCAGUAGGAAGAGGAGCAGUACGAGCAGCAGCAGGUGAUGUGGCAGGCAGUGCAGAGGAUUCAGAGCAUACAGAGACAGCAAACGAAGGGGGUGAGGGCGAGAAGGAGGAGCAAGGGGAGGAGGCGGUUAGUGGGUGGGUUGCAGGCGCUGACAUGGGCAAGGAGGCGACCAAGAGAAAGGCAGCAGGGACGGAUGAUGUAGGAGUUAAGAGGAAAAAGGCAAAGGUUGCAGCAGAUGCUGUGGGGUUGGAGGUGGUUGGAGGUGGGGAGGGUUUGGAGGGGGUAGAGUGGGCAGAAGGGGGAGUUGGGAGUGGAAGAGAGGGGGGUGAGUUGGGCAAGCAGGAGGAAGAGAAAAGAAGGAAGCUGGGAAAAGAGAAGAGAGUGAAAACGACGGGUGUGAAACGAGGGAGUAAGAGAGUGCUUCCAGAAUCGGAAGAGGCUUCGGGCAGACCGAAAAAGAAAGAGCCGAAGGCAAAAAUGGCUGGAGGGGCAGGAAAAGGGGCAGAGGCUUCAGAAGCAGUGGAGGAGAAUGGGGAAGGUUUUGCUGCUGGUACUGAAGCAGCAAAUAAAGAGGAUGAGAAUGUUACCACCCCAGUUGCUGAUUUGAGCGGCCCUGCAGGAGGGGCGUCGAGUCUGGACCUGCUUAUAAUGGGUGUGGACGCAGUAAGUCGACUGGAAAUGGCGGAAAAGGAGGAGAAGAAACGAUUAGAGUCUGCUAAUGAAGAAGCAGGAUCCGCCAAUGAGACGGCUGUGCUUACUGGUGGCCGGGAAGGGCAUGCUGGGCGGGAGGAAGGUGUGGAGACAGAGGCAGAGGAGGGAGAGAAGGAGGUGGAAGAGGGGGGUCGGGAGUCGAGUGGAUUGUUGCGGGUGGUGAAGAGAGCAGAUAAGGUGAAGAGGAAGAGGGUUGAUUCGGUAGAGAGGGUGAUGGAGCGGGCCUCAGCUAGUGAUGAGGCAGCAGGGGCAGGGGCAGCGGCAGGGGCAGGGACUGUGGUGUCUCCUAGUGGAAGGGGCCGGGGCGGGAAGGAAGGGAAGGGAGGGAAGGAAAGGACGGGAGAGAAGGAAGGGAAGGGAGAGAAGCGAGAGAAAGGACAGAAGGGAGAGAAGAGGGAGAAGGGAGAGAAGGGAGAGAAGGGAGAGAUGGGAGAGAAAGGAGAGAAGAAAAACGGAGGAGCUCUAGCCAGGGGUAAAGGGACCAAGGGAGCGGAGGGUGCUGUCAGGGCAGAUACGGAAGUGACCCCUUCUGAGGUGCGGCCAAGUAAGGUGUUAAAACGGGCGGGUGUGAAUCAAGGAGAGCCUUCAAACGAACCUGAGGCUCGAAAGCAGCACAUGAGAGUGCUUCUUGGCAGAGUGGGGGCGAAAGGGGACCAGAAGAAGCAGGUAAAGCAGCCAGUAAAGAAGGGAGUAAAGGAGGAAGGUGUGUUUGGGGCAAUGCGAAAGUCCUCUAGUAGCCCCGAGAUUGACUCUGCGGUCAAUCGUGCUUUUAAGAAAACAGCUGCGGCUCCUGCUGCUGCUGAAAGAGGGUCUGGCAGAGCCGAUGGGGGCAAUUUUGGUAAAGGAGGGGGGACUGCAGGUGGGGUGCUGAAACGAGCUCUGGCUUUGGUGCGAGAACGGGAUGGGGUAGAAGAGGAGAUCAGUGGGAAACAGGUACGGAAGCAGCAGCAGGAGGAGGAGGGGGCAGAGGAGGAAGAGGAGGAUGAGGAGGAGGAGCAGGAACAGCUGCGGCAGCAGCAGAAGCAGCAAGGGGAGAGUGAGGAAGAAGAGGAGCAAGAGGAGGAGCAAGAGGAGGAGCACUCAGGAAUCAAGGGAAGUGGGGAGGAGAGAGCAGACGCUGAUGAUGAUGAUGAUUUAGAGCUGAGGGAGCUGGGCAGAGGGGCCGUGGGGGUGGGGCCGGGGGAAGGGGGGGUAAGUAUACCCUGGGAGGGGCUUUCCUCGUGGGGUGAUAGGGGGAGGCAGUGGAGUGGCGAGGUAGUGGACAGAGCAUCUGGGGGGGCUGCUGCUGCUGGUGCUGCUAGUGGUGGUGCAAGUGGUGGUGCUAGUGGUGGUGUCAGUGUUGGUGGUGGGGGGAUGGUUGCAGCGAGAGGAGCAGGACGAAGGAAGUCCAAACCAAGUUCAUCAAAUACUGCAACUGCUGCUGCCGGUGGUGGUGCUGCUGGUGCUGCUGGUGCUGGUGGUGCUGGUGGUGGGAAGGAGGGAGCUCAAGAGGCGACAAGGCCCACUCGGCACAGCAAGAGACUGGGAGUUCGACAGCUUCUCCCCGCCAUGGAAGGCCAGCAGGCUGACGAGGACACGCCUCAGGCUGGCUCAGAUGAGCCACCGUUACCGCCGAAAGCCACGGAGCCACGCUCGGGGAUUGAUUUUCUUAGAGAGGAAGAUGUGUUCCCGAUCCGCGCGGACACCGGCUCGCCCGCCCUCACCAAGGCGCAGCUGCGAGAGCAGAUGUUCCUGGAGGCCAGCAUCAUGUACGAUACGAGGUGGUCGGGACAGUUCUCCUGGCUUGUGUUGGGAAAAACCAAGGAUGGGUUUCCCUAUGUGAAGUGCAGUGUCUGCAUGGCCUACGGGAAGGAGAACACGAGGUACGCGAGGCAGGGUGAUGACGGAGGCCGUGACAUGCAGACGCAGGCGUUUCGCGUACACGAGCACACGGACGCGCACAAAGCGGCUGUUGACCGGCAGCUGAAGAUUGCGAGAGGCAUCCGCGAGGGGCAGCAAGUGAUUUCGAACUUCAUCAACUCGGACGUCGAGGGCAGGCGCGCCGUCCGACUGUUGCGGGAGGCGCUGGCUGUUAAGGACGCGGCGACGUCCAACCCCGACCUCCGCAUGGUGGACAAGGUGGUGCGCACCGUGGCGGAAAAACUAAGAGAUUCUUCAGUCUGGAGCCAACGGUUCAAGUACCUGCAGCGUGUGAUCUACAACACUAACCUCGAAGUCCAGGGGAUCCACACGGUUCGCUGGCUCUCACGUGGAGAUGCGGUGCGACGGCUGUGCAAGGUGCUCGGUGCGUGUAUCGUUCUUCUGUGGGAGCGGAGUCACAAGGUGUACGAGAUCGUCACGUGCUACAAGUUCCAGUUUUGCCUGUUCUUCCUCGCCGACAUGAACGACCUCAACCGCUGUUUCCAGAAGCGAGAUAUUGAUGUGACGGAGAUUGCGAAGACCAUCGAGGCCACCACGGCGGAUCUGACUGAGCGGUAUUUGGAUACCGACAAGCAGUUCGGUGGCGAGGGCAAGUGCUGGCUGGUCGGCUUUCUGAAGCUGCACGGGCAUGGUGGAGGCAAGAAGGUCCGUGUGAGAGGCGUGGACGGGGAGGGACGCCCAGUGAACCAUCUGUACACCAUGCACGAGCGGAAGCUCCCGGGGCACAAGGUGGGGAGCGGAUACGAGGAGUGCGUGAAGUUGUGCCGCAGUUUCGCCCGCGAUUGCGUGGACAAUCUCAACGAGCGGCUUGAUGACCUGGGGAAGCUGGGGCUGACGAAGCUGUUUCGGGCCGAAAAGUGGCCGAAGAUCAAGGCACAACGGGAGAAGAAGUGCCGUGAGUGGCUUCUGGGAUGCAGCAAACUCUUCCGCCACAAGCUGCCGGGAUUCGACCUCAAGGCCGCAGAGAGGGAGCUUCCCACAUUCUGUGCGAUCAUGGAGGCGCAUCACGAGCUGGAAAGCUUCACGUAG
Molecule: messenger RNA, 6720 nt
Organism: Closterium sp. Naga37s-1
Lineage: Eukaryota; Viridiplantae; Streptophyta; Zygnematophyceae; Desmidiales; Closteriaceae
Source: the annotation of a GenBank genome assembly